UGUAUAUUUUAAAAAUAUUGAAAAUGAAUACAACCCUAAAUCCCUAUGCAGACGAACAGUCAAUAAAGGUCCCUAAGAAUGCAAGAAUCAUAGCUACAUUUAAAUAAAUUAGAAAGAAGCAAGAGUGUUCAGGCAUCAAAGUAUCCCAGAACUCAAAAGACUAGUAGGAAUCUUAAAUCAAGCAUCAAGAAGCAUCAAACUCCUAAAAUAUCUUCUUUGAGACAUAACCCGCCAUCUAGGCCAAAUAUUGCCCCUUCUUAUGACCUUCCGGGCACUUAUAACCCUAAUAGCAAGCCUUCGAAAGCUUCAAAAAGGCUUAAAACGUCCCAUAUCGGGAGAAGAGAUGCUAAGACAAUUAUGUUCAAAGAUCUCUUGAAGACACUGAAUAUUAGUAAGAAACCUGGAGUCAGAAGAACCAUUAGAGGGAAUAUGAGCAAUCCUAGGUCUUAUAGUCGAUUGAAUAGAGUAAAUCAAGAUCUUAGAGACAAAUUUGAGCUCCAUAAGGAAUACGGAUACCAUAAGUACAUGUGCAAGAAGAGCAAGUUUUUCCUUAGAAAGCACAGAAAGAAUCUUCAUAAACUAACUGAAGCAGUCAAAAUUGUCCUUGAAGAACAUGAUAAAAUGAGAGGCAAAGAGGCCCCUCUAAACACUCUUGAGGAUACAAAGCAGAGUCCCGACUCUAAAUGUCCUCACCAUCAUGAGACUGAGCAAGGCUCUGGGCUCAUGCAUAUCCCUAACAAUUCUUCUUGCUUACUUAAGCCUGUUGAACUUGAGAAAUUUCAGAAGGAGAUUAAAGGCAUUCGUAAAAACAUCAGUAAAAUAGAAAAUAAGAUCACUCCGCUAAGACCGGAACCAAAAUACGGCAACAUCACUCAAAUGGAUGUGAAUAAAGUCCAGAAAUUAAUUCUGAGAAGUCGCUUGAAAAUCAAUCUCCUGACUAAUCAAGAUGGAAGUAACCUGGAAGGAUCUAAGAUACUAAAUCAGGACCUCUUCUCAGUCAAGAAGGGAAGUUAUAGCAAAAGUUCAGCUCAGAGAUCAACUGUUAAAUUCAAUUUCUCAGAUUUUUAUAAAGAUGAUGAGCAUUCAAACUCUAAAAAUAAAUCAAGAGGUAACAGUAGGGGAAGCUAUCGUGUAAGGUUUGCAGCUGAAAGUCCUCCCAUGUCCAAAGACGAUAGGACUUUAUCCGACAUCGAGCUCGAGUACCAAAGAAGAGUAAAUAAAGCAUUGAAAUCCCUCAAGAAGAAGAACCAAAACAGGGAUCUUAUCCUUUAAUCCAAUGUAAUGCAG
Moneuplotes crassus is the source of this 1287-nucleotide messenger RNA. The record is from the annotation of a GenBank genome assembly. Lineage: Eukaryota; Ciliophora; Spirotrichea; Euplotida; Euplotidae.